AUGGCUGAGUUAAAAGCCUGUAUCCUGACUGCUCAUAUGAGAAUACGCUUAUCUUCGUUGAUCUACAUGCUGAACCUGGCCUGUGCUGACCUGCUCUUUGCCAUGGUGCUGCCCUUCAAGAUUUCCUACCACUUUAACGGCAACAACUGGAUCUUUGGCCCCGCCAUGUGCCGUCUGGUCACCGCAGCCUUUUACUGGAACAUGUACUGCUCUGUUCUGCUCAUAGCUUGCAUCAGUGUGGACCGACUCAUCGCUGUAGUCUACCCUAUGGACUCCAUGACUUGGAGAAGUCCAGGAAAGGCAAUCGUAGCCUGUGCAGCCAUGUGGGUACUGUCCUUUGUUGGGUCAAUGCAUCUUCUCUUCACUGAACAGACUGUUCACCUAAAACAGCUGAACAUCACCACAUGUCAUGACGUCCAGCCCUCACAGCUUUUCUCCUGCUACAAGAUGUACUUCGUCACCCUCUGCUUCCUGCUCUUCUUCCUGCCUCUGAUCAUCACGGAAGUUUCCUACACUCGGGUGAUCUUGACCCUGAGCAAGGCCCAACCAGGGGUUCCAGACCAGGCAUUAAAAAAAAGAAGAGCAGUGGUGUUGGUCUCAAUAGUGCUGGUGAUGUUUGUGCUUUGUUUUACACCCACAAACCUCGUCUUCAUCGUGCACCAGCUGAAGUUCAAUAAGGAAGACGUGGCGAACCAUGUGGAUAGACUCUACAUAGUUUAUCAGGUGUUUCUGUGUUUGGGAAGUCUGAACUGCCUCCUGGAUCCUCUGGUCUACUACUUUGGAUCAUCCCAGUUUCAGAAAGAGCUGUCCAGUGUGCUGGGGCAUCAGAAGACCGCACAGGGCAGCAGCAGCGGUCAGCCAACGACUGAUCCAAGCACUUCUACCAGCCAAACACUUCUGAAAACAAACCGCAAAGAAGGCUCCAAAACUAACUCUUCACUCACCAACAGCGACUCUCAAGGAAACCUCUGCAGCCAAUGCAAGAAAGUCCUGGUUUGAGACACA
Notolabrus celidotus (New Zealand spotty) is the source of this 1005-nucleotide messenger RNA. Its product is annotated as proteinase-activated receptor 1-like. The record is from RefSeq and is a predicted model, not a curated record. Gene Ontology annotation, molecular function: thrombin-activated receptor activity. Gene Ontology annotation, biological process: positive regulation of Rho protein signal transduction; positive regulation of blood coagulation; phospholipase C-activating G protein-coupled receptor signaling pathway. Gene Ontology annotation, cellular component: membrane. The coding region runs from base 1 to 999 and encodes 332 amino acids. NCBI's taxonomy places the organism in Eukaryota, Metazoa, Chordata, Actinopteri, Labriformes, Labridae. The transcript is spliced from 3 exons.